Penaeus chinensis is the source of this 2789-nucleotide messenger RNA. Its product is annotated as macrophage mannose receptor 1-like. The transcript has 21 exons. Gene Ontology annotation, molecular function: signaling receptor activity. The coding region runs from base 207 to 2789 and encodes 860 amino acids. The record is from RefSeq and is a predicted model, not a curated record. Lineage: Eukaryota; Metazoa; Arthropoda; Malacostraca; Decapoda; Penaeidae.
UCUCUCUAUCUCUAUCUCCCUCUCGGCCUCCUGCGUAUUAUCCGGUAAAGGGGUCAUUGCGGCGACGGACGGUGUGUGGUAAAGGUGCCUCGGGAACACACGGAGACACACACACACAUAGACCUGACGAAGGGGAGACUCCUACAUGUGGUGGUGCUAGGAGGUGAUCAGUUCUUCGUGAGAGAGAGGAAAGAACUCGGGUUAGGAUGCUGACGAAGGCGCUGCUGGGGGCGUUCCUCCUGCUGCUGGUGGGACAUAGCGCCCUCAGUAAAAUGGUCUACAAAUGCCCCGAGGGCUGGGUACACCAGAGUUCCACCGGUCAGUGCUUCAGAAUUCACUCCUACGGCAAGGUCAGGAAGUUCUCGGACGCAAGAUCUUACUGCCAAGGUCACGGGGGCGAUUUGGCUGUUAUUGAGGACGUCGAUACUAAGAACUGGCUGGCCCUCGCAAUAGCCGAGACGGAGCUAGUGGGUGAGCAGUCGUUCAUGUGGGUCGGUGCCAAGCUAGUGGAUGGCCAGUGGCAGUGGGUGGAAGACGGCCAUCCGGUGGAUUCUAGUGUCGUACAAUGGGAAGAGGAAGGGACCGGGGACUGCGCUGCCUUCACCGCGGACUCGAAACUCAAGAAGUAUGACUGUGUCAAUAGAAUUCACUUCAUCUGUCAUCGCCCUAUCAAUGUUCCGCUUCCUUGUAACAUAGACAUGGGUUGGGAGCAAUUGAGAGAACUGUGUUAUAUGAAAUCCACUGAACCGGAGCCCUGGCACAACGGACGCCUGCAGUGCAAACUAUACGGCGCCGACCUCAUCACCAUCACCGGCGCUGUCGUCCAGCAAUUCGUCACUGACUUUGCGCUCGAGAGACAUGACAACAUUUGGAUUGGCUUGAGUGAGGAGGAUCACCCGGGAAAAUGGGCGUGGAGUGACGGCAGCGACGUUAACUACACUCACUGGGACACUGACCAACCGGAAUCACUGGACGGUUUCGGCGCGGCGGCUGUGAACCACGAGCAGACGGACGGCAAGUGGGUCGUCGAAAAACUCACCGAAGACUACCACUAUCUCUGCCAAAAGAAGCAAGGAUCCUGCGUGGCCGGCUGGGAGGAAUUCGGCAACUCCUGCUACUACUUCAACACCGAGGAUGACGACCUCGUGGUGUGGGAGGACGCCAGAUCGACCUGUGAGUCCGUGGGGGCGAAGCUGGUCGUCCUCGAUACCUUGGCCGAGGACGAGUAUUUCCGCGGGCACAUGCCGGAGACCGAUCAGCUGUGGAUUGGGUUGUAUAGCAACCCCGGCGACGGAUUUUACUGGGUGGACGACACGACAAUGACAUCCAAGAAUUUCACCUUUGUUUCGGAUGAAAACAUUGACGACGCCCUGAACUCCGAUGUGAAAAAAUGCAGCUUCUUUCAGAUCAGAGAAUCCGACCCCGGCGAGCCCAGCCACUCGUCCUGGGUCCCCACCGACUGCGCCUCAAAGAACCACUACGUCUGCGAGAUUCCUGCGGGAGACAGCCUCACCCUCUUGCCUCCUCCAGAACUCAAGUACUGUCCCGACGGCUGGGUGAACAGUCUCGAACACUGCUACUUCUUCAGCUCCGUCGAGAAGUCUUGGCAGAAGGCACGGGAGGAGUGCCAGAAAUUCGACGGCGGAGAUCUGGUGUCGAUCACUACUUGGGCCGAACAGGAUUUCGUAUCGAAUAACUUUAUGGACGACGGGUGGAUCGGCUUGAAUGACCGAAGCACCGAGGACGACUGGGUUUGGAGUGACAAGAGUAAGGUCCUCAUCACCAACUGGAAUGAUGGUGAACCAAACGGCAACGGAGGCAAUGAGAACUGCGGAGAAUUGAGGACGGACACCGGCAAGUGGAAUGACCUUCCUUGCAACCUCGCGCGUGUGUUUGCGUGCAAGAGCAAGGCCUCUGCCACGCCCGUCUCGCCGGUGGUUCCUACGACGACGCCCUAUCCUGACUAUUCCGGAUGCGGUUGGGGCUGGACAGAGAACCCGGUGAGCGGCGAGUGUUACCGCAUAGAGCUUGAAGAGCUGAGCUUCGUAGAUGCGAGACAUUACUGCGGAGAGCUUUCCCACAGCGAGGGGCACAGCUCGCCGGAUCUGGUAUCACUGACCACGGCGCAGGAACAGGCCUUCGUUGAUGACAUGGUAAAGGAACAGCACCUGAGCCAAACGUCGUUGUUCAUCGGCCUCAUGAACAACGCGGACGGGCACAGGUGGCUAGACGGAACACCUGUUCUCUUCUUCAACUGGAAUGACGGGGAACCGAGUGGAGGUUAUCCGCAGGAGGAGUGUGGAGAAAUGUACGUCGACUCAGGCAAAUGGAAUGACGUGUUUUGUACGCAACGCCGUGCUUUCGUCUGCGAGAAGAAAGGCUCAAACUACGUGGGCCCGGUUGACCCUCCGCCACCUGAAGUGCGGUGUCCGGAUGGCUGGAAAUACUGGAACAACCACUGCUACUACUUCGGCGUCGAGAGCAAAUCUUGGGACGAAUCGAGGUCCUGGUGUCAGGCCAACCUCGGGAGUGACCUGGCCUCGAUCACCAGCGAGGACGAAAACAACUAUAUUAAUGACAUACUAGCUGCCCAAUACCUAAACGCCUGGAUUGCUCUCCACGACGACAACGCAGGGGAAAAUUGGCACUGGGUGGACGGUGCCAACUACGACUACACGAACUGGAUGAGCGGAGAACCAAACAACCAGGAUGGGUCGGAGCACUGUGGAGAGUGGUUGUCCACUAGGGACAGAGAUGAAUCUUGUAUGACGUGGGUGCGUGGGUGGUGA